AAACCACUCUGAGGUCCGGUUCUGGCGCUGACACACGGCCCCUGAAGGCCGAGUCCCUGGCACAAAACACCAAGCGUUACCGUACAUCACUGUCUAGCUUAGGCUAAGCUCUCUAGCUAGCUAAGCUUCUACGCUAAGUGCUCGCUCUUGGGCUCCCAAAGGGCAAAGACUACGGCUUUUCUCUUUUCAAUAAAGCGAAAGAGCCGUUACCCUCUUGAAGUAGCUCAAGAACAAGGACGUUGCUGAUCGCUUUAGUGGUAUAUAGAAGAAGAAGCGGAAGAGGAGGAGGAGGAGGAAGAGGAAGAAGGAGGCAUUGCUUGCUUGAAGAGCUAUGGCCAGGGGAUUCAGGCUUAUCUUUGCGUCUUCACUUUUGCUCAUGCUUUUAGAUUUCUGCAGGGGAAGCACGAUUGGAGUUUGCUAUGGAAGAAAUGCCGAUGACCUCCCCACACCUGAUAAAGUGGCCCAGCUGGCUCAACUACAUGAUAUUAAGUAUGUGAGGAUUUAUGACUCCAAUAUCCAGGUUCUCAAGGCAUUUUCGAACACCGGAGUUGAACUUAUGAUUGGAAUUUCAAAUUUUGAUUUAUUGCCAUUCUCCCAGUUCCAAUCCAAUGCAGACACUUGGCUGAAGAACAGCAUCCUUCCAUACUAUCCAGCCACAAAAAUCACAUACAUAACUGUUGGUGCUGAAGUUACAGAAAGCCCCAGUAAUGUCUCUGCCCUAGUAGUACCUGCCAUGAAAAAUGUCCUCACAGCUCUCAGAAAAGUUGGUUUGCACAAGAGGAUCAAAGUUUCAAGUACCCAUUCCCUUGGGGUUCUGUCCCGAUCAUUCCCACCCUCUGCAGGGGCUUUCAAUAGCAGCCAUGCUUUUUUCCUGAAGCCUAUGCUGGAGUUUUUGGCUGAGAACCAGUCACCUUUCAUGAUAGAUAUUUACCCUUUCUAUGCUUACAGAGACUCCCCCAGCAAUGUGUCUCUAGACUAUGCUCUGUUUGAAUCAUCCUCUGAAGUUAUUGAUCCAAACACUGGUUUGCUGUACACAAACAUGUUUGAUGCCCAGAUAGAUGCUCUUUAUUUUGCACUGAUGGCUCUGAAUUUUAGAACAAUUAAAAUCAUGGUCACUGAAACCGGUUGGCCUUCCAAAGGUUCUCCCAAGGAGUCAGCUGCUACUCCUGAUAAUGCUCAGACUUUUAAUACUAAUCUGAUUCGGCAUGUCAUUAACAAUACCGGCACUCCUGCAAAGCCCGGACAGGAGCUCAAUGUUUAUAUCUUCUCUUUGUUCAAUGAAAAUAGGAAGCCUGGGUUGGAAUCUGAGAGGAACUGGGGACUAUUUUAUCCAGACCAGACGAGUGUCUAUAGCCUGGAUUUCACUGGAAAAGGUGCUGCAGUAAUGACUACAGCGGCAAAUGUUACGAGUUCAAAUGUAACAACAUGGUGCAUAGCUUCAAAUAAGGCUACUGAAAUGGACUUGCAGAAUGCCUUAGACUGGGCAUGUGGUCCUGGGAAUGUGGACUGCACUGCUAUUCAGCCUAGCCAACCUUGUUAUGAACCCGAUAAUCUAGUCUCACAUGCAUCUUUCGCAUUCAAUAAUUAUUACCAGCAAAAUGGGGCUACUGAUGUUGCUUGCAGUUUUGGAGGGACAGGGGUUAAAGUUGAUAAAAACCCAAGCUAUGAUAAUUGCUUUUAUAUGACCACUGGGAGCAACAAAACAGUAGCAAGUAAUACAACAGCAAUGUCUUCAACCGCUUCUUAUUCUACACAGAAGGAAGUUCCCACAUGGGUUUCUAGUUGUCUUCUCGUGACUUUCUUCUCAUUCCUUUUGAACACCGGUCAUACCCGAUAAGUUUGACCUUUAAGCAGUGUAAAGAUUUAGCCUCCUCCGAAAUGAGAGUUUGGAGCUUCUUGAGAUGCAAGUACAUGUAUUAGCUUGAGGAGAGCUCUCCAUAGAUGCACUCGGCUGAGCAGCGACCCCCCAACCUUUGUAGUUUGUAUGAUGGUGAAAGUUGCUAAGAAGAUGGCAGCAAGAGAAUGCCAUUUCUGGGUGUUGAGAACAUAUCCUGUAUUUUAAGCACAAGAACGAGUGGAUUGUUAUGAUGCCCCUUUUGUGUCCUCAGAGGACAUGUUUAUCUAAGUAUGAAACACCCCUUUAACUUCCUCCCUCA
This is a messenger RNA of Juglans regia (Persian walnut), 2156 nucleotides long. Its product is annotated as glucan endo-1,3-beta-glucosidase 13. Gene Ontology annotation, molecular function: hydrolase activity, hydrolyzing O-glycosyl compounds. NCBI's taxonomy places the organism in Eukaryota, Viridiplantae, Streptophyta, Magnoliopsida, Fagales, Juglandaceae. Gene Ontology annotation, biological process: carbohydrate metabolic process. The coding region runs from base 332 to 1837 and encodes 501 amino acids. Gene Ontology annotation, cellular component: plasma membrane. The record is from RefSeq and is a predicted model, not a curated record. The transcript has 4 exons.